Molecule: messenger RNA, 1793 nt
Organism: Brassicogethes aeneus
Lineage: Eukaryota; Metazoa; Arthropoda; Insecta; Coleoptera; Nitidulidae
Source: the annotation of a GenBank genome assembly
UUUUCUACUACUGGCAACACUGUCUGUCAGUUCUUUUAAAGAUAUGUUAAUUAUAUUUAUUUGCUUACUACAAAUAUAAUAUUAACAAUUUUAAAAGUGUUCAUUAGAUUAAAUUUGUUAUAAUUAAUUUAAUAUUAAUAUAUUAGCCAAAAGCUUGGACCAUAGAAAAAAACCUUUGGUUACGCAUAACCUUAAUGUGUUGUGUAAAUUUGGAUUAUGUUCUGUGAUUUGGAUGAACAAUACAAAAAAUACUAUUUUGCAAUGAAAGGAUUUUAAUGCAUUUUGAAAUUAUGGACUACGAAUUACCAACCAAUUUUGAUGUAGUUGUAGUGGGAACUGGUAUCAUAGAAUCAAUUAUUUCUGCUGCUGCUAGUCGUAUUGGAAAGACAGUUUUGCAUGUUGAUAGUAACAAUUUUUAUGGAGGUCUAUCUUCCUCUUUUAAUUUGGAGAGCUUUUUAAAAUUAAACAUUGAAAAAAGAAAAAGUAUUUGUAUGGAACAUUCUAGUUUAAAUGAUACUGAAACAUUCUUUCCAAUUAAUAAUUCUGAUUUUACCUUGGAUGAAGUAACCCACCAAUGGAACAUAACUAAUAAAAAUAAGAAUUAUAGUGAUGAGGAAAACUCAGCCCAAGAAGAUAUUAUCGCUAAAGAAAUUUGUGCAAAGAAAUGGUUAAAAGAUGAUCUACUAAAGGAAUCUAGAAAAUUUAAUAUUGAUUUAACCCCAAAGGUACAAUAUGCCAGAGGCGAUUUUAUUGAACUUCUAAUAUCAUCAAAUAUUGCACGAUAUUCUGAAUAUAGAAGUAUAACAAGGGUACUAACAUGGUUUAAUAAUACUUUGGAAGUAGUACCAUGUUCCAGAUCAGAUAUAUUUGCAAAUAAUAAAAUUUCAAUUAUUGAAAAAAGAAUAUUGAUGAAGUUUUUCACAUCAUUGGAUGACAAUGAAGACUUAAUAAUAAAAGAUUAUGCAUCAAAAACGUACAAAUGCUUCUUAACAGAUAAAAAGUUAAGUAAAAAUUUAAUCCAUUAUAUUUUGUAUGCUAUUUCCAAUUCAACCGAUUCAACACUUUGUCUAGAAGGUAUUGGAAAUACAAAAAAGUUUUUGAAAAGCCUAGGAAGAUUUGGCAAAACACCAUUUUUAUAUUCAAUGUUUGGUAGUGGAGAUUUGCCUCAAGAAUUUUGUAGGGGUGUGUUUAUAACAAAUAAAAGUAUAAUGGACUCUGACAAUGAACCUUUAACGUUGCUGUUGUAUCCUGCAGAAAAUGAUAAAAAUCCAUGUACUGUUUUGGAAUUACCCUGGUUAUCUAGCUGUUGUCCAAAAGAUACAUAUUUGGUACAUAUAUCCUGCAAUCAAAUCAACAAUCCUGAAGAUGAUUUGAAACAUUGUGUAAAAAAUUUAUUUACUUUAAAUGAGGAUUUUAAAGCAUUCAAACCUCUAAUUUUCUACUCCUCAUAUUUUUCUAUACCAACAAACUCUGAUGAAAAUGUAAACUUACAUGAUUUUAACAAUUUAUUUAUAUGCCCUGGUCCAGAUAGCGAAUUAGACUUUGUGACAGCUGUCUCAAAGGCCAAAGAACUUUUCCUCAAAAUGUAUCCUGAUGAUGAGUUUUUACCAAGGGCGCCAGAUCCAGAAGAAAUAAAAUGGGAUGGUGAUGAAGAACCAUCGGAUAUAGCACAGUAACUUCAAAUUAUAUAGAUAUAAUAUAUAGCAAAUAAAUGACAAUUUUAAUGUAUUUUCUUCCUUAAUUUUAAGUAAAAAAUCUUGUUAAUAAAUAAAUAAUAAAAAAGAGGAAGUAGG